Molecule: messenger RNA, 330 nt
Organism: Penicillium verrucosum
Lineage: Eukaryota; Fungi; Ascomycota; Eurotiomycetes; Eurotiales; Aspergillaceae
Product: YqaE/Pmp3 family membrane protein
Exons: 4
Coding region: 1-330 (109 amino acids)
Cellular component (GO): membrane
Source: RefSeq, a predicted model, not a curated record
AUGGCCGCCGGCGGUUUCUCAACCCUUUUUAUGAUCCUCAUCACCGUAUUCAUGAUCCCUGAUCGCCCCUCAAUCUACGUUUCCCCCCUUGGCGUCUUUAUGCUUGGAGGUUGUGGAGUUGACUUCUGGAUCAACAUGCUGCUUGCACUUGUCGGUUACUUCCCCGCACACGUCCAUGCCAUCUAUUUGGAAUACGUCUAUAUUGAUCGUCGCGGUCGCGAUCCACUGACUCGUGCCUCUCUGCAGCGCGCACCGUUCGUCUUCUCCGAUCGUAUCCAAAAUGGAGGCCAUCGACGUACAUCUGCUGGCCGUACUCACGGUACCGAGUGA